AGAAGAACAAACGAAAGAAACCGAAGAAGAAGAAGACGCAGGAGGGCAGCUCCUGUCAGUAAAGUUACAUCAGGAUCUAUGGCCUCGUACCUGUGGGGAAUGUGUGUGUAUAUGAAGGACAGGCUUUAACAGGCAGUAUGAGUGGUCAAAGUCGUGCGUCUCCUGCCAGUGAUGGCAUUACUCCACUCCAACAGAUGGUGGCGUCCUGCUCCGGAGCCCUCCUCACAUCUCUGUUUGUUACACCUUUGGAUGUUGUUAAGAUCAGACUGCAGGCACAGAUGAAUCCCUUCCCCAAAGGAAAGUGUUUUGUCUACUGUAACGGACUUAUGGACCACAUAUGUGUGUGUGACAAUGGCAACUCCAAAGCUUGGUACAAAGCCCCUGGUCACUUCAGUGGAACACUGGAUGCCUUUGUCAAAAUAAUCCGCCGUGAAGGAAUCAAGUCGUUAUGGAGUGGCCUCCCUCCAACCCUGGUGAUGGCAGUCCCUGCUACAGUGAUCUACUUCACAUGUUACGACCAGCUGUGUGCGGUGCUCAGGGUUAAGAUGGGCGACCGGGCAUCGGAGGCUCCUCUUCUGGCUGGAGCCAUCGCUAGAGUGGGUUCAGCGACAGUGAUCAGUCCUCUGGAGCUGAUCCGCACAAAGAUGCAGUCUCAGAAACUGACGUACAGGGAACUGACCGACUGUAUCCGCUCAGCCGUGGAAGCAGAGGGUCGUCUGUCCAUGUGGCGAGGUCUUGGCCCCACGCUGCUGCGAGACGUGCCCUUCUCAGCCAUGUACUGGUACAACUAUGAGAAGGGCAAGGCGUGGCUGUGUGAACGGUAUAACACCAGGGAGCCAACAUUUGCCAUCACCUUCGUAUCUGGAGCCUCCUCUGGCUCGUUUGCGGCCAUUGUAACACUCCCAUUUGAUGUUGUCAAAACAAGAAGGCAGGUGGAGCUGGGAGAGCUACAAGCAAGAAAUUUGUCACAUCAAGUGUCGUCCUCCACCUUCAGCGUAAUGAAGAGGAUUGUGAUGCAAGACGGCUUUAGUGGACUUUUUGCAGGUUUCCUGCCCAGACUGAUCAAAGUGGCACCAGCCUGCGCAAUCAUGAUUAGCACUUAUGAGUUUGGGAAGGCUUUUUUCCGUAAACACAACCAGGAGAGGAUACACAGACCCCUGCAGACAAACACUUGAUGGAGUUUUAGUUUUUUCCUCUCCACUGUGACAACUAAUUAGACUGUAUCUGAAGGAAAAACCAAUGAUGCCAAAAAAAAGUGUUAGAAAAGGCUGCAAAAAAAAAAAAAAAAUCCAGCAUCUGUCUCAUUCUAUGGGUUCAUCUUGGGCCCACAGUCAACAUUUCAAGAUUAAUGAAAACUGGGGCUGUAGUUUUUGUGUAAUCAUGGUGACAGAUUAACCCAUUACUGUGGAUGAUCACACACAGCUUCAGCAUAACCAGACCUGCUUGACCCUUUUCUGCACUAAAAUGGAAUAUAAAUCACAAAUCUAUAUGAAACUUCUAAUUAUGUUGUUUAGAAUUUUUCUGAGUUUUAUGUUCACUACUAUAUUUUAUACAUAAUACAGUAUUUAAUAACAGAUUUUAAUAGCCAGCAGGUGGCAGUAUUGGCAUUAUUGUUAAUUUUAUUUCUAAGGUCCCAUGUGUUUGUAUCUGUGGGAUGGUGUGUAUUGUGCCUGAAGUCUUCACAUUAGAGAUGAGGGAUGAUUCUCUUUUAUUCCCCUGUGUGUCAGUGUGUCCCCUGACCGAGGGUGUUUUGAACCUGUGUGUG
Messenger RNA from Sphaeramia orbicularis (orbiculate cardinalfish), 1765 nucleotides. RefSeq names its product solute carrier family 25 member 40 (gene slc25a40). The record is from RefSeq and is a predicted model, not a curated record. The transcript is spliced from 10 exons. Bases 138 to 1175 code for a protein of 345 amino acids. Gene Ontology annotation, biological process: mitochondrial transmembrane transport. Gene Ontology annotation, cellular component: mitochondrion. NCBI's taxonomy places the organism in Eukaryota, Metazoa, Chordata, Actinopteri, Kurtiformes, Apogonidae.